Molecule: messenger RNA, 6333 nt
Organism: Lampris incognitus (smalleye Pacific opah)
Lineage: Eukaryota; Metazoa; Chordata; Actinopteri; Lampriformes; Lampridae
Gene: mical2a
Product: microtubule associated monooxygenase, calponin and LIM domain containing 2a
Exons: 20
Coding region: 356-3316 (986 amino acids)
Molecular function (GO): protein binding; FAD binding
Source: RefSeq, a predicted model, not a curated record
GGCUGCUGCAGUGUUGGUUUCUAUUGGAGGUUUGAGCUGGGGAGCCCCGCCCUCCUGGGGAGCCCCGCCCUCCCGGGACGACAGAGACGGAGCGAGCGUGUGAUGGACAGAUGACUGGCGGAGCAGCGCCGGCUCGGCUCGGCUCGGCUCGGCUCGGCUCUGUACUGCUGCUCCUCAACGUGCCUUCCACGACUUGCCUCCUCCACCCGGACAGCUGGACAGACUGCUGUGGUUUCCCCUCGUCCCCACCAGAGCGGCAUGGCGGCGGUGUGAUACCGGCUGGCAGAGAGACGGGAGGCGAACAGGAGCCUCAGAAAGCCAGAGCUGUCUCUUCUAUCAACCGGGGCUUCACAAGAUGGGACAGACGGAGGAGGAGAGGGACGAUGUGGGCAAACUGUUCGAGAACUUUGUCCAGGCAUCCAGCUGUAAAGGCUCGCUGCAGGCCUUCAACCUGCUGUGCAGAAAGCUGCAGCUGGAUCCACUGGACCACCAAACCUUCUACAGCCAUCUGAAGACCAAAGUCACCACAUGGAAGGCCAAAGCUCUGUGGAGUAAACUGGACACGAGGAUCGCCCAUAAAGAGUACAGGAAAGGACAAGCCUGUCCGGGGACCAAGUGUCUGGUCAUCGGAGGUGGCCCCUGCGGACUGCGGACGGCCAUUGAACUGGCUCUGUUGGGGGCCAAAGUGGUGGUGAUAGAAAAGAGAGACUCUUUCUCCAGGAACAAUGUACUGCACCUGUGGCCCUAUACCAUCCAUGACCUGCGGGGCCUCGGGGCCAAAAAGUUCUAUGGCAAGUUCUGUGCCGGUGCCAUAGACCACAUCAGUAUCCAGCAGCUGCAGCUGAUUCUGCUGAAAGUCGCCCUGGUACUUGCGGUGGAAUUUCACAUCAGUGUGGAGUUUGUCAAGCUGCUGGAACCACCGGAGGACCAGCAGUGUACAGCGGUGGGUUGGCGGGCUGAGAUCCGGCCAGCCGACCACCCCGUGGCCAGCUUCGACUUCGAUGUGGUCGUGGGGGCAGAUGGACGCAGAAAUACUCUGGAAGGUUUUAAGAGAAAGGAGUUUCGUGGUAAGCUAGCCAUUGCCAUCACAGCCAAUUUCAUCAACAGGAACACCACCGCAGAGGCCAAGGUGGAGGAGAUCAGCGGGGUGGCCUUCAUAUUUAACCAGAAAUUUUUCCUCGACAUGAAAGAGGAAACAGGUGUUGAUCUGGAAAACAUUGUGUACUACAAAGACAAUACUCAUUAUUUUGUGAUGACGGCCAAGAAACAGAGCCUGCUUGAUAAAGAAGUCGUCAUCCAUGACUACAUAGACACCCAGAUGUUGCUGAGCAGUGAGAAUGUCAACCAGGAAGCACUCCUGUGUUAUGCCCGGGAGGCCGCGGACUUCGGUACCAACUAUCAACUUCCCACAAUGGACUUUGCUAUGAACCACUGCGGGCAGCCGGAUGUGGCCAUGUUUGACUUCACCAGCAUGCAUGCCUCCGAGAACGCUGCUCUGGUCCGGGAUCGCUUCGGAUACCGGCUACUAGUAGCGCUGGUUGGGGACAGUCUGCUAGAGCCUUUCUGGCCGAUGGGGACAGGAUGUGCCAGAGGGUUCCUGGCUGCCUUCGAUACAGCCUGGAUGGUGAAGAGCUGGGCUCAGGGCACGCCGGUCCUAGAGGUUCUGGCAGAGAGGGAGAGUAUUUACAGACUACUUCCACAGACUACACCUGAAAACAUUGCUAAAAACUUUGAGCAGUACACCGUCGACCCUGCAACGCGAUACCCAAACCUGAACUCGUCCUGCAUCAGACCGCAUCAGGUGCGUCACCUGUACAUCAGUGGGGAGCUGAAGUCUUGUUCUCUGGCUCGGGCUUCGACCAUACGCCGGCCAGUCAACCUGGCCAGACGAGAGUCGGAGAUCAGACCAGGAAGACUGCUGACGUGGUGUUCGAAGCAGACCGAGGGCUACAGGAAUGUCAUCGUGACCGACCUGACGACCUCUUGGCAAAGUGGCACUGCCCUGUGUGCCCUCAUCCACAGGUUCAAACCUGACCUCAUAGAUUUUGAUUCUUUAAGUGAGGAGGACUCUGCUGCAAACCUCCAGCUGGCAUUUGACAUCGCUGAACGGGAGUUUGGCAUCCAGCCAUUCAUAUCCGGGAUGGAGCUGGCCAGCUGCCAGGACCUGGACAAGACCCGAAUGAUCUCCUACCUGUCUAAGUUUUAUGAACUCUUCCGUGGCUCUCCUCUACCUGCUCCAGGUUCCAGAGGGGCGAAUGAAAACGAUGAAGAAUGUCCAUCAAAAGAAGUCAGAAGUAUGAAAAAUACCCUAAGUCUUACCCUGCCAAGAAAACGGGUUCCAAAGGAUGAGAAGAAGUUGGAGGGAACAGACUCCACUUACAAAAGGAGAAGAAAAGUUUGCAGUUAUUUGGAAGAGAACACCAACAUCCAGACUGACAGCAGCUCGUCAGUUGAUGGAGGGAGGGCGUCUGCAGAGAACAAAGUUCGCUCCAUGGCCUCUCAGCUGCUGGCCAAGUUUGACAGCAACCCAAACUACAACUCCCAGGGACAGAGGAAAGCUCAGACUCAGCACGCUAGAGACUUUCACAAAAAGAGCGUGAAGGAGAAGGCCGUUCAUCUGAGCGGCUUGUUCUCAGGAGACGUCGGUGUUCCCGAGGGUUGUGUCGGCAGGGAGUUUCUCCGUUCCGGCGACAAGUGUCAUGUCUGUGAGAGACGCGUGUACGUGGUGGAGCGGAUCUGUGCUGAGGGCUUGUAUUUCCACAGGGAAUGUUUUCGCUGCGACACCUGUGGCUCGGCGCUGCGUCAGGGAGCACAGGCCUUCGACUCUGAGCAGGGUAAACUGUACUGCAAACUUCAUUUUGCUCAACGUAGAAAUGGAAGGAAUCCACGGAGGGAUCAUAACUUACACUCGAAUCAUGGACUACGAGAGAGAUCUGCCAGCCAAGCUCCAAAUGGAGAAGUUCCCGACCGCCGUCCUGCAGGUGAGCCGCCGGGCCGAGGAGCGACAGGUACCCUGACUUCCUUCCUACAGAACGGCGUGCGUCUGUCACGGAGCGUGAGCCGCACGGUGUGCGAUGCCCCUCGGCUGUUGUCCCUUUGGGUGCAAAGUAAAGCGCGGGCCAUAAGGGUCCAUGUGAGGGACAACACCCACGACUACGCGUUCCUGUAUGAGCUGCUGAGCGUGGGCGUCCCCCUGCUGCUGGCCUUCCAGGACGUCUUGCUGCAGAUGUUUAAUGAGGCCGCGCCGCUGCUGUCCGUCUCACUGCAACACUUGAUACUAUGGCUGGACCAGCAGGUUGGCCAUGGACUCAUCUAGACACUCAUCAGGGUUAGCCCCCCCCCCUUAUCUGUAACCACAGGACUUUACUCACACUGUGUGUGUGCGUGUGUGUCUGUGUGUGUGUGUUACAGGUGUAAGAAAAUACCAAUACAUUUGGGUAUUGUGAUGUUAUCUUUCACAAUAUUGUAUCGAUAUUCAGAAACACUGCAUUGAUUCUUCAGAUGACACAGGGACGUGUCAGCAUCUCUACUUCGGUGUAGUUUCAUCUCUGACCACUAGGUGGCAGGUGCAGUGUUGUGACAGGACUGAACCACAGCAGCAGGGUCAGUGUCACACUUGUUAUGACUCUGAUCUGCUGCAGAUUGAUGUGUUCUUUAAGACAUUUUUCUAACAUUUUGACAAAGUAUUGCAGUAUAUCGUAGUGUUUGGUAGUAUCAUAAUAUGUCAUUAUAUACUGAACAGUGGGCAGCAGGGUGGCGCAGUGGUUAGUGCGGUUGCCUCACAGCAAGAAGGUCCUGGGUCUGAGUCCCGGGGUAGUCAAACCUUGGUGAUCGUCCCGGGUCGUCCUCUGUGUGGAGUUUGCAUAUUCUGCCCGUGUCUGUGUGGGUUUCCUUCGGGGGCGCCGGUUUCCUCCCACCGUCCAAAGACGUGGAGGUCAGGUGAAUCACCGUACUAAAUUGCCCCUAGGUGUGAUUGUGAAUGGUUGUGUGUGUGUGUGUGUGUGUGUGAGGGUGUCUCCUCACCUGCUGUCCAGUGACUGCUGGGAUAGGCUCCAGCAUCCCCGCGACCCUGAGAGCAGGAUAAGCGGUUCGGAUGAUGGAUGGAUGGAUACUGAAUAGUGACACUUGUGUACUGAAAUUAUUUGUAUUGCCGAAUUCUUGAGAAAAAUACACCACUCAGCCAGUUUCAGACUUAGCUGAGGUGCCGCAGCCAAAACAAUCAAUCAGACGGAUUGAAGAGAAACCAGCAUCUGCACACUCAGAUCUGUGCAAGAAUAGUUUUCAAUUUGCAAACUUUUGGUCAGAGACCUUCAAGGCACGCGCCGGACUCUUGCCAACAGCCCCAGUGUGCGUGAAUGUGUGUGUGUAUAUGCCUGUGUGUGACUGACUGUGCAGAAUGCACCUCGGCAUCCAUCAGCCAAAGAAGCAGACACUGAACGCUACCAGCUGACUGCAGUUUCAGCAGUGUUCAUCUUGGGGUCAAUAAGUUGACGUUACUGUUGCAAUAUUGAUUUUAAAGUCAAAUUUGAUAAUGUAAUUGUGCCUUAAAUUUAAUUACGCUUUAAAUAUAAAAAACGAAGACAUUUUGUUGAAUAGAUGAAAUACACAUCAGCACAAAGCCUCGUGAGGUCUCCCAGGCAUUUUUACUGUGGAAGUGUGGACUUUACAUGGUUAACUCAGGUCAGGACGGACUUCUCUCAUCAUCUGAAGUGAUGAAGAUGAUGAUGAGUCUCACUUUAAGUCUGCUGUCUUGUUCAUGGCGAUCUGAGGUGGACGGUGGUGUCCAGGGUUUGGGGCGUUACGCGCUUGCGUCCUCUCGCAUCCUGCUCAGUUUUCCUGGGGUUUUUUUUUUUACAGUCAUGUGUUUUUUAGUCAUGUGUUUUUGUUUUUUUACAGUCAUGUGUUCUGAUAUUUAUCAGAGCUGAUGGCGAAUGUUUACUGACACUAUCAUGAUGUCUUUUGUACCAAGUCAGAUCCCUUUGUGUUGUCUUUAACACAGACAGAAUGUGGCUGAGUGAGGAGCUGCAGAGCCACAUUCACUGCGUGUUACUGCCCUCUGCUGGGCAAACGCUGCAGUGUUUACAAGCCGAACAGCUGCUCUGCUGUUUAUGGGCAAAUCACUUGUGGUGCACAAACCUCUCUUGACAAAUUCUUUUGUAAUUUCUUGAAAAAUCAAAUUAACCUAUUACAGCUGUUUGUUUACUGAUGUGAUGUUGUGUGAGUGAAUACUCCUUCCCUUCCUCUUCAACCACGGACCUCCUCCACCUCCUCCCUGUGCAGAUUAUCUUUAUCAGAUGAAGCACUUUACAACUGGUCAGUUUAUUUUAUACCCCAAUCUGUGCAAUUUUCUUCAUGCAUCAAAAUUAAUAUAUGCAGAAUUAUUAAAUUUGUAAAUUGACAUUGAAUGACGAAGGAGUUUAGUAUUUAUGACGAUGUUCUGGGUGUGCAGCAUAUGUUGUGGUUUGUGAUGAGGUAUUUAAUGUACUAGAUUUGAACACUUACACGGCCUGAGGCAUUAGAUAUUCUGAUGCCCGCUGCCGCCCCGGCUUUCAGCGGGAGCACAACAUUCUCAUUAUCCUCAAGACGGGCUUCACAUAGGCGGCCUGGACCUGUGGCGUACGCUGUAUGAUAAAACCUGCCUGUAUAACGAGAGAACGGUCAUCCACGGUUUACCUGCUUUCACUUGAAUGUUUUGUUCCAUGUUCAGUGUAUCUGUGUUUUCUACUGGUUUAUGGCUUUGUUAAAUCUGUCGUAGGUAAUUUCCUCUCUCGUCGUCUCUUUCCCUUGUUCCCCCCAAGCCUUUAAUGACGUUUGUGUUGGUGAGCCACGUGGAUGGUUGGGAGAAAUGACAGAUUAAAGGUAAUCCCGUGCACGCUCGCUGCACGGUGUGGGCGUUGUUGUGGACACUCACACGGAUUUCUUUACUAUAACUGACCUGUAACGUCUACCAGCGAGUGACGGCUGCACGACUGAUGCCAGCACGCUAACAUGUCAGGGCAUGACGAUGCAACAACAAAACACUGUCAUGUAAUCCACAGUCAGCUAACCGAAGGGAAAAUGGGUUUCCAGCAUGCCUGAUAAAUUGCUUAAAAUGUUUGGCAUGGAUCUUCAGCGAUGGAAGUUUCAAGGAGUUGAACUCUGCAGGAGGUGGUCAGGAGCAGAAACCAACACAGUGAAUCCAAAGUUUCACACCUCAAAGGUUAAACUAGUUUCUGUUGCGUGACAGGUGAUACAACUACUAUUCAUGCAUCUUGGCACAUGAAGAUGGUGUGUGUGUGUGUGAGAGAUACAGUGGCUUGCAAAAGUAUUCAUACCCCUUGAACUUUUCCACAU